Molecule: messenger RNA, 1086 nt
Organism: Phoenix dactylifera (date palm)
Lineage: Eukaryota; Viridiplantae; Streptophyta; Magnoliopsida; Arecales; Arecaceae
Product: polyadenylate-binding protein 2-like
Molecular function (GO): poly(A) binding
Source: RefSeq, a predicted model, not a curated record
GAACAGAGAGCCCAUGGGCAUUUGGGCAGCGGAGUGAUGGAGGAAGAAGAACACGAGGUGUACGGCCAAGACAUCCCCGACGAGGGGGAGAUGGAGGGCGACAUCGAUCCCCACGGCGCCGACGUCGACAUGACCCGCGCCGACGACGACGCCGUCAAAGAGCUCGAUGAGAUGAAGAAGCGGCUUAAGGAUAUGGAGGAGGAAGCCACUGCCCUACGCGAGAUGCAGGCAAAAGUCGAGAAGGAGAUGGGCGCCGUUCAAGAUCCUGCUAGUGCUGCUGCGACUCAAGCAAGUAGGGAGGAAGUUGAUUCUCGAUCCGUUUUUGUUGGUAACGUGGAUUACGCAUGCACACCAGAAGAAGUGCAGCAGCAUUUCCAAUCUUGUGGAACAGUAAACAGGGUGACAAUUCUGACUGACAAGUUUGGCCAGCCCAAAGGCUUUGCUUAUGUGGAAUUUUUGGAAGUUGAGGCUGUACAAGAGGCUCUCCUCUUGAAUGAAUCUGAAUUACAUGGCCGCCAACUGAAGGUAUGUGCCAAACGAACUAAUCUCCCUGGAAUGAAGCAGUACCGUCCGCGGCGAUUCAAUCCAUACUCGGGCUACCGAUUUAGGAGGCCCUAUAUGCCACCGUAUUUUUACUCUCCCUAUGGAUAUGGGAAAGUUCCCAGAUUCAGAAGGCCAAUGCGCUAUAGGCCUUACUACUAAAUGAUGAAUAGUUCAAUUAGGGUAAUAUGACUGUUAUGCUAGCCUGAAGUUGGGAGUCUGUCCCGAAGUUUUCUAUGCAAGUGGCACGGGUCCCACUUGAUAUCGUUACUUCUCUGCUUAUGAGCUUUGAUGAAUGGUGACGAGCUUCCUGUGACUGCGGUUUAUUUCAUGCUGGAUAUAGUUUAUUUUAAUGUUACAACUUUCUAUAUCUUCGCCAGAAAUAUGAUGCUUUGAAGUAUCUUGCAUUUAUGCACUUUGUCUUGGUUGGUCAACCAGCAAGUUCAGCUCUGGCCAGUGCUGUUUUCUGGGGGUUGGAUUUACAGGCCUUCCAAAUUCUCCUCCCAUUUUAUGUUGAAUUUUCUUUGUUAAAAUGCUUUUCUUGUA